AUGUUCGCCAAAUCGAUGCUUUUUGCCAUGCUGGGGGCCUCUGUGGCCAGUGCCCACAUGAUUAUGACUAACCCUGUCCCUUAUGGAGUGGACACCCUCAACAAUUCUCCUCUGGCAGCCGAUGGCAGUGACUUCCCCUGUAAGCUGCGCUCGAACACAUACGAGGUUACCGAGGAGAAUGUGAUGGUGAUCGGUCAAUCUCACAACUUGACCUUUGAGGGUAGUGCCACCCAUGGUGGUGGAUCCUGCCAGAUUAGUCUCACCACGGAUUUGACGCCCUCUAAGGAUACCGAAUGGCAGGUCAUCAAAUCGUUCGAGGGUGGCUGCCCGGCCAAUGUCGAUGGCAAUCUCUCCGGUGGUGCUACCAUGGUUGAUCCGUACUCUUUCGAUUUCGCCAUUCCAGAGGGCAUCGCCGCUGGCAAGUAUACUCUUGCCUGGACCUGGUUCAACCGUAUCGGCAACCGUGAGAUGUACAUGAACUGUGCCCCAGUCACCGUGAAGAGUGCCAGUUCCUCUAAAAGAUCCGAGGAGGUUGAGGUCAAAGCAGUCGAGAAACGUUCUUCCACCUUCCCGCCCAUGUUCGUUGCCAACAUCAACGGCUGCACUACCUCGGAGAACGUUGAUAUUCGUUUCCCUCAGCCUGGUGACGUUGUCCAGUACCUUGGCGAGGCUUCCAACUUGGCCAAGGUGGGUGCCGCAGCUUGUACUGGUACUCCCACCUUUGCCAGCGCAGGUGACUCUGCCACUGGCACCAAUUCUGGAUCCGGCUCCUCUGGGUCCGGCUCAGCAGUGGUGACGUCCGCCGCUGCAGCCACUACCCCUGCAUCAACCCAAGCCGCCGAGCCUGCUCCAGCCUCCACAUCGGCUUCAUCUGCACCUGAACCUGCCGCUCCUUCCGCUACCUCUGCGGCAAUCCCAGCUUCUCCUUCCAGUUCUAGCUCUAGCUCCAGCUCCGGUUCUUCGAGCUCUUCCAGCUCUUCCAGCUCGGGUGCUUUAAGUGGCUCGUGUAGUGAUGAGGGUGCAUGGAACUGCAUUUCCGGAACAUCUUUCCAACGUUGUGCCUCCGGUGUAUGGUCUGCCACCCAGGAAAUGGCUUCUGGAACCUCCUGCACUGCAGGUCAGAGUUCGGAGUUGACAAUUGUUGCCACCAAGCGAGCUCGUGCUGCUUCGGAGUUGCGUUUCCGCAAGCGCAGCAUUGGUGACUCUCACCACGCUUAG
Molecule: messenger RNA, 1218 nt
Organism: Penicillium pulvis
Lineage: Eukaryota; Fungi; Ascomycota; Eurotiomycetes; Eurotiales; Aspergillaceae
Product: lytic polysaccharide monooxygenase AA11 family protein
Exons: 1
Coding region: 1-1218 (405 amino acids)
Source: RefSeq, a predicted model, not a curated record